Molecule: messenger RNA, 1237 nt
Organism: Capsella rubella
Lineage: Eukaryota; Viridiplantae; Streptophyta; Magnoliopsida; Brassicales; Brassicaceae
Product: putative F-box protein At1g71320
Exons: 2
Coding region: 1-1164 (387 amino acids)
Molecular function (GO): protein binding
Source: RefSeq, a predicted model, not a curated record
AUGGAACAUGACAAAAAUACAGUUCCUAAGACAAUUGUUGUAUCAGAUGAUAUGGUUGAAGAGAUCUUUCAACAUCUUCCAAUAAAAUCACUCACUAAAUUUAAAAUCCUGUCAAAAGAAUGUAGAGGGAUGAUCGAAUCAACCCAUUUUUCCCACAAACGACUCGUACAUAAAGGAUUACCAAGCCCUAAUAUGAAAAGUCUUGUUGUUAGUCAACAAUUGUCUGCCAAGUUUCAUAAAGAAGAUUCAAACUCAACAACUUUGCGUUUGGAUACUUUUUCUGGGGAGGAUUACGAUAACAAAAAAUAUUUCGACAAAUCUCAAAACAAAACAAUUCAAGUCUUGGGGUCUUGUGAUGGAUUGGUCUUGAUUCGGAUCUACGACGAUUUUAGGUACAUUUACUUGAUCAAUCCGACGACUAAAGAACACAUAACACUUUUUCCGGAAUUUUCUCAAUGGCCAGUUAAUUUUAAUUUUACGGAAAAUAGAACAAGGGGACAAGUUUCUCAAUCAAUCUUUAGUUACGAAGGUGAAUUACUGAAGAUAAUGCCGUUUCUUGCUGGAUUUGGUAAAGACAUUGUUACAAAAUCAUAUAAGGUGGUUUUGAUAUAUUCAAGACCUAGGAAUUGUGUUUUUUUCAAGACCAAGGUCAUAUCCCUUGAUAAUGGUGAGCAAAGAGACGCAGAUUUUUCUACUUUAGAGGUCCGUGAAUUCUGCGAAGAGCAGACAUCAGUCUACGCAAACGGAUCUCUCUUUUGGUUGACGUUGGAUAAGAGGAGGCAAACACUUGAUAUGGUACUAGCUAUCGAUCUUCACACCGAAAAAUUUCGAUGGAUAAUGUUACCAGUGUGCUAUACCAAUGAUGCUACUAGAGUAGAAAUGUGGAAUCUGAAUGAUCAGUUGUGCUUAGCGAAUGUGCAAAAUAGUUCACAUGUGGAUGUUUGGAGUUUACAAGAACAAAAUCCUACCGAGGAUAUAUGGGAGAGAAUAUAUUCUAUUGAUAUUAAAAGAACUAGCCAACUACCUACAAAGUUUUGGAUGCUUGGUCUAGCGGCUCUAUAUUUUCCAAGUAUUGACAAGAGUCGAGGCCGAGAUCCAUUUGUUAGACAAAGAAUGAUCUCUUAUUCGCCGACAAUGAUUUCUCCUUCAAGUUUGAUGUUGUGAUGGUGUUUCUACCUUCACUUGGUUUAAUCAAAGUCAAAACUCAAAACUAUUAAGUUUUUAACAAUAUUAUAUA